AUGGAUAUAGCAUGUUCUACAAGGUUCAUUGAGACAGCGCUCAAUUACGGCCUUGAAUCAUGUUCUUACUGCCAAGCGAUCGUUAUUGAUCUAGCUCUGCCGGACAUAACAGGCCGCAAAAACCACAAUUCCAACUACAUAGAGCCCUCUGAGCUCAGUUACACGUCAAUGGACCACUUUGGAAAUGUGCAAUAUGCAAGAACCCCGACAUCGUGUCACUAUAAGUUCUCCGAGUACUAUAUCGUCACCGCCGCUGCUACCGGUUGUCUGUUCUUCAAACAAUUUGCUGUCUGGGUUCCUGAAGUCACCGACGCGGAAAUGGGCCUAUGGAUGGGCAUGAAAGUUGAUAUCGAUCUUGAUUCUUGGAAAUGCGUCGGGAACAUACUAAGAUUAUAUCUAGAGACACGAUCUUUGCUGUCAAGUCCUGGAUCUUGCGGUGCCAUUAUUCACUCUUGCAUAGACUCAGACCUGACAUUCUCACGGGCCAGGCAGUUGCUCAACAAAUGCCUCGACGAGCAUAGUGCUUGCAAGCAGACCGGGUCGGCACCUUCUCGCUUACUCGACGUAUCGUCAGACGCUAAGGAAGUGCGACUUGUCGACACUAAUACCGUUAAAGACCCAGUCUGGGCUGCUCUAUCAUACUGCUGGGGCGGGUCACAGGACGCUCAAACGACUUAUCUCAACGUCGAAGACCGUUAUAAGCAGCUUGCAAUCGAUCAUCUUCCCUUGACUAUUCGGGAUGCAAUACAUGUCUGCCGACAGAUGCAUAUCCCCUAUCUUUGGGUUGACUCUAUCUGCAUCAUUCAAACAGAGGACGAAUCCGAGGAUGCUGUCAAAGAGACUGACAAAGACCGGGAGCUGCGUAAAAUGGCCGGCAUAUACCAAGGAGCCAUUCUGACCAUCUCUGCCUCUUGUGCCAUCUCAGCCAAUGAAGGCUUUCUCCACGAGCGAAAACCUUUUACGCCUGGCGUGGCUUUACCAAUUCGACUGAAAGACGACUACCACAGUCGAGCUUGGAUCUUUCAAGAGCAAUUAUUAUCUUCUCGUUCUCUACGUUUCACAACCCAUGCCAUGGAAUGGCACUGCAAGUAUUUCGAUUGUUGCAUAUCACAGGAAGAAGAGUACAACGUAUACAAUCAACCUGCCGUAUUUGAGGAUUUUUCUCUGGGUCGUUGGAACUCGGUAGUUACAGAUUAUUCCAAGCGCCUUCUAAGCAACUCAGAAGACAGACCUAUUGCGAUCGCUGCUGUGGCGGAAAGCUUUGCCAAAUCCGGAUCCUUGUUUAAUACAUCGGAUUACGUAGCAGGUCUCUGGAAGCCAAGCUUGCUUGCCGACCUACUGUGGUUCGUCAAACCACCAGUUCGUGGGAAGGCAUGUGGUUCCGCCCCGUCAUGGUCCUGGACAUCUGUUCUGGAACAUGUCGAAUGGCUUGAAGAUUGUGAUUCCUUCGCUUCAGCAGCAAGAGUUCUCUCAGUCGACAUUCAGCUUGCUGAUCCCAAACUGCCUUGCGGUGCCGUAAAAAGUGGAAAGAUCCGCUUACGCGGACUGACGUCACGCAAACCUCGACCAGUCGUCUGUGUGGUAGAAGAUGAGCCAGCUGGUAAUGAAGGACAUUCUCAAUUCAUCUUACCUGAUGAUGUUCAGGAGAAACAGCUGGAAGUGUUUUGCUUUGAGCUUGCACAUGCAACUAAUGGAUUAGACAGCAUGAGGCUGGGUCUGGCACUUCAGCCGACUGCGAAUCCGGGAGAGUUUUCAAGAGUUGGGCUAUACAUCGCCUCAAAACCUAAAGUUGACGACAGAAGCCAUGGUGAGAAUUGUGAGGCAUGUAAGAUUGAGCAGGAUACAUGGGAAAGGACGAUAGAGAUAGUGUAG
Messenger RNA from Fusarium redolens, 1872 nucleotides. Its product is annotated as heterokaryon incompatibility protein-domain-containing protein. Bases 1 to 1872 code for a protein of 623 amino acids. Lineage: Eukaryota; Fungi; Ascomycota; Sordariomycetes; Hypocreales; Nectriaceae. The transcript has 3 exons. The record is from RefSeq and is a predicted model, not a curated record.